Camelina sativa (false flax) is the source of this 572-nucleotide messenger RNA. The record is from RefSeq and is a predicted model, not a curated record. NCBI's taxonomy places the organism in Eukaryota, Viridiplantae, Streptophyta, Magnoliopsida, Brassicales, Brassicaceae.
CUUUUAUUUUUCUAAAAACGAAGAUGGACCAAUAUAGUUACAGCCAACCCUCCUCCUCCUCCGUCGAGUCUGUUAAGUCACGCGACCGCGAAAGAGAUCACUACGGCAUACCCAUGAAAUGCUGGUGUGGCGGGGAACUACAGCUCAUACCCAAUACGACCGGUGAAUACCAAGGUCGCCUAUGCUACAAAUGUGCUAGAUCUGCGGAUGGGUGCUUGCAUCUUCACAAGUUUUGGGACAAAGCCAUAGUCGAGGAAAUCCACGACCUCCACAAGAAAUUGCUAGAGCGAGACGACCACAUUAACUAUCUCACUCUUGGACCAAAUGGCACUAAAGUCUACCCUUCAAUGUUGUCCGCCCAGAUUGAAUACCAUGGCGAAGAGAUGGGUCACAUUAGACAGCUUGUUCGGGAAAUUGGUGACGGAUACGAGGAAUUAUCUUCCAACAAGGGCUACUCACUCUGCUAAUCCAGCCACUUUUGGGGUGAAAGAGGUCAAGGGUUUCAUUCUAGGGUUCCUCUCUGUUAUAGUACUACUCCUCAUAUUUAUCAUCAUUAAGCAGUAAUUUCUACC